Messenger RNA from Ophidiomyces ophidiicola, 1710 nucleotides. RefSeq names its product ARF GAP with effector function(s) (gene AGE2). The coding region runs from base 1 to 1710 and encodes 569 amino acids. NCBI's taxonomy places the organism in Eukaryota, Fungi, Ascomycota, Eurotiomycetes, Onygenales, Onygenaceae. Gene Ontology annotation, molecular function: metal ion binding; GTPase activator activity. The transcript is spliced from 5 exons. Gene Ontology annotation, cellular component: Golgi apparatus. The record is from RefSeq and is a predicted model, not a curated record. Gene Ontology annotation, biological process: intra-Golgi vesicle-mediated transport; endocytosis; endoplasmic reticulum to Golgi vesicle-mediated transport.
AUGUCACAACGGUCCAACGCUUCUGCAGCCAAAGCUGCUCAGAACCAACAGAUCAUAAAGGGCUUAUUGAAGUUGACUUGCAACAAGACAUGCGCAGAUUGCAAACGGAAUAAACAUCCAAGAUGGGCUAGUUGGAACAUUGGCAUUUUUAUAUGUAUCCGUUGCUCUGGAAUUCAUCGAGGCAUGGGAACCCAUGUUAGCCGUGUUAAAUCCGUUGACCUGGAUUCCUGGACCGAUGAACAAUUGCAGAGCGUGGUGAAAUGGGGUAACGCAAGAGCUAAUAAAUAUUGGGAGGCAAAGCUUGCUCCUGGCCACGUUCCCUCCGAAGCGAAAAAUGCUGAUGGACUCUUUAGAAAAAUAGAGAAUUUUAUAAGAACGAAGUAUGAGUCAAAGCGAUGGGUAAUGGACGGACCCAUGCCUGAUCCAUCUACAAUUGAGGCUGAUGGAGAUGAUGACUUACCGCUAGCUGUAGUUCAAGAAAAGGCGAAACUCGAAAGAUCAGUGUCACAGCGAGCCGCCUCUACAGCCCCUCGCCCUUCAGCGACUACCCAACGGCAGUCUGUGAAUUUCUUCGAUGACGAUACGCCGGAACCUCCUAUGAGACCCAAGACGACCGACAUACCUGGCCCACAUGCGACAGCAAAGCCAUCUUCCCCGGUAGCUUCUUCCAAGCCUAUCAAGUCCGGUGACUCCUUGCUGGGCUUGGACUUCUUUGGCAGUUCUCAGCCAGUCCCAGCAAGCAGACCAUCGAGCACACCGUCUGGUCCAGCUAGUACAGGUUCUUCUAGACCUGAUCUGAAGCAAUCUAUCUUGUCUUUAUAUGCAUCUGCGCCAAAGUCACAACCGACUCCUGAACAUGAUCGAACUGCUUCUUUUGGUUCUUCGGCUUCUUUCCAAUCUCAGCCCAAGUCACAGAGUAAUGCUUUCGGAGGCCUGACGGAUGCUUUUAGUGGACUAAGCUUUCCGUCUGUAUCCUCAACUACCAAAAGAGAACCAUCGUUUUCUGCAUUUGAUUCUUUAGGCGCCGUUUCAUCUCCUUCCGUCCAACCAACCACCUCCUCUUCUUCUCCUUUGGGUGGCGGCGGACUGCUUGACACUAUGGCUUCCAAGCCAGAAAAUAAGACACCUCAAUCCAAGUCUCCAUCUAUCUCUUCGGGAAACACUGGGACUGGUUUUAAUUUGAUUGACGCAACAAUGGGAUCGGCCAAGGCCCCUCCCACCACCUCUAAAAAUGACAUGCUUGAUAUUUUCUCCUCACCGCCACCUAAAUCUUCCCCCCCAGCUACGUCACCUCCGGCUUCAAACUCUAUGAACUCUGUUUUCAAUCUUUCAUCUCCCAAACCACAGCCUGCAGCGCAAGCUCCUUCAACUAGUACCGCAGCAGCAGCGAGUAUGAUCCCAGCUACCAGCUUGGAUCCAUGGGGUGGCAAUGCCUGGUCCGCUGAACCGUCACCACCAAAGACUCAACCCACAUCGACCAUGAAAGUUCCUGAUACCUUGACGGCGAACGACAUCGGUGGUGGGUGGGGCAACCUAUCUGGUUUUGGUCAAACCACUGCCCCCAAGCCAACACCCGCUGUCACUUCAGACGAGGACUUUGGUGGUUGGACGAGUGCUGUUCCAAACGAUCCCCCAACUUCUGCAGCGAAACCUAAACCCGCCGGGGGAUUUGGAGGAAACGAAGACUUGUUUUCGAACGUUUGGGAGUAA